This is a messenger RNA of Cooperia oncophora, 105 nucleotides long. NCBI's taxonomy places the organism in Eukaryota, Metazoa, Nematoda, Chromadorea, Rhabditida, Trichostrongylidae. The record is from the annotation of a GenBank genome assembly.
AUGAAUAUUCCAGUUCUUUCUGAUUUUAACAAGAAAAUUGCUAGAAACUUUGGUGUCUUGGAUGAGGUACGUACGAUAAAAAGGGCUCAUUUCACGAUCUCCUGA